UGGUAAAAUUAAUAUUAGAGGAAAAUAUUUUGAUACACAUGUAAACAAAUAUACUUAUGUGACAUUUGAUUUUCUUGAUUGCUUUACUGGCUGAAACGAAUCUGUUCGUAUACACAAUAGAUGAGUACUUUGGCGGUUGAAUUUAGUGGUGAAAAAGUGAAAGCAAUGUGGGAUAAGAGAUUGACAGAAAUAUUUUGUGAUAUUUUUAUUAAAGAGAUAUUGAAAGGCAAUAGGCUUGGUACUCAUUUCACAAAAGAUGGAUGGUUGAAAAUAAUGACCAACUUUGAGAAAGAAACGAGCAAGGCUCUUUCACAAAGACAACUUAAAAAUAGGUGGGAUGCCCUAAAAAAAGAAUGGAAAGCUUGGAAGAAACUUAAAGGCAAAGAUACUAGUCUAGGGUGGAAUCCUAUAAAAAGAACUGUUGAUGCAUCAGAUGAUUGGUGGGAGAGUAGGCUAAAGGUUGUGCCUGAAGCUCAAAAAUUUAGAACAUCGGGCGUUGAUCCUGAAUUCGAAGGGAAGUUGGACCAAAUGUUCAUGGGGAUAGUUGCAACAGGUGAUAAAGCAUGGGCACCUUCUUCUGGUACACUCCGUAGUGAUUUUUUUGAGGAUGUUAACAACGAAAUACCUUAAGAGAAUGAAGAAGAAAAUGUGAGAAAUGAUAUUCACAUUUCAAAUAAUGUUCAAAUUGAUGGAAAUGGUCAAAAAAGAAAAAAACCCUGAGAUAUCAAGUUCACAUUUUAAAACUGGAAGAAAGAAAUCCUCAAAGCAAAUUGGAGGGCUGCAAGAUUGUCCAGUCAAAUAGAAAAAUUAUGCAAUGCAGCUAACAAUAUGAGUCAAGCCACAUCUAGUUUGACUCCUAUUAUGGAUCUAUAUGGUAUUCCACAAGCAGUCAAAGUGCUUGACAGCAUGUCAGAAGAAGUUCCAGAAGCUAGUCCGCUAUACUUUUUCGCACUUAAAUUAUUGCUCAAUAAGGACAAGCGAAUUAUGUUUUUAUCAAUUAAUCCCAAGAUUAGAGCUUUGUGGCUUAAGACGGAAAUGGAGGAUAGUUGAAAAUUUUCUGAUCUUCUAGGGUUCAGAGAUAUCUAUUAUGUGACUUAACAACAAUGCUAAACUAGUUUUAUCAAUAGUUAUUUAUGUUUGGUUUUUGGAUAUUGAA
Molecule: messenger RNA, 1156 nt
Organism: Gossypium raimondii (Peruvian cotton)
Lineage: Eukaryota; Viridiplantae; Streptophyta; Magnoliopsida; Malvales; Malvaceae
Product: L10-interacting MYB domain-containing protein
Exons: 2
Coding region: 121-630 (169 amino acids)
Source: RefSeq, a predicted model, not a curated record